CCUCACAUGUUCUAUAAACGCGUGUAAAUGUGUGUAAAUGUGUGAGGUGUCAGGGGGGACCAGUAGGCGACCAGCAGAGCUCCCAGUAUGAAAGGAAAAGUGGGAUUGGAGCAGUGACGUGAUCCGCUGGAAAGAGGGAGGGAGGAAGAGGGACGGCUGGACUCCAUUAAGCCGAAGCCUGCGGGAAAACUGUUUGGGAUACUUCACUACUUGAGCGAGUUCUUCGGGGAUUUCUUUCUGUUUUAAUCGUCUUAAAAACUCCUCAUACAUGAUUUAAAGAGGGGGAACUUGUUCUGUACCGUGUAGUCAACUGUUUUAGUGUGUUUCGUCUUUGUGAAGGAUGGCGCUGGACGGGAUCCGGAUGCCCGAUGGCUGUUACGCUGAUGGGACGUGGGAACUGAAGAUGCAUGUCACCGACCUCCACAGGGACGUGUCGCUUAGGGUCACCGGAGAGAUCCACAUUGGAGGAGUCAUGCUCAAGCUGGUGGAAAAACUAGAUGUAAAGAAGGACUGGUCAGACCACGCUUUGUGGUGGGAGAAGAAGAAGACAUGGCUGUUGAAAACCCACUGGACAUUGGACAAGUACGGCAUCCAAGCAGACGCCAGGCUGCUUUUCACGCCGCAGCACAAGCUCCUGCGCCUCCAGCUGCCCAACAUGAAGCACAUGAAGGUCAAAGUCAACUUCUCAGACCGCGUCUUCAAGGCCGUGUCCGACAUCUGCAAAACUUUCAAUAUCCGCCACCCAGAGGAGCUUUCUCUACUGCGUAAGCCCCGCGAUCCCAAGAAGAAAAAGAAAAAGCUGGAGGAGGCAGAGGAGGACGAUCUGGAGCUGGAGGGUCCUCUGUUAACCCCUGGAUCAGGGAGCAUCUACUCCAGCCCAGGCUUGUACAGCAAAACGAUGACCCCGACCUACGACUCCAGAGACGGCAGCCCACUGUCACCCACCACUGCCUGGUUCGGGGACAGCCCCCUCUCUGAGGGAAAUCCCAGCAUUCUCGCUGUCAGUCAGCCAAUCGCCUCACCUGACAUCCUGGUCAAACUCUACAAGCCCCAGUCCCUACUGGACAAAGCCAAAAUCAACCAGGGGUGGUUGGAUUCCUCCAGGUCUCUGAUGGAGCAGGAUGUAAAGGAGAAUGAGGUGCUGCUGUUGAGGUUCAAAUACCACAGUUUCUUUGACCUCAACCCAAAGUAUGAUGCGAUCCGAGUGAACCAGCUCUUUGAACAGGCCAAGUGGGCCAUCCUGCUGGAGGAAAUUGAGUGCACAGAAGAGGAAAUGAUGAUGUUUGCUGCCCUGCAGUACCACAUCAACAAGCUGUCAAUCAUGUCAUCAGACAACCACAUGAACAACAGCGAGAAGGAGGUGGAUGAGGUGGAUGCAGCCCUGUCAGACCUGGAGAUAACUUUGGAGGGAGGGAAGACGUCCAACACACUGGGUGACAUCACAUCUAUUCCAGAGCUAGCAGACUACGUUAAAGUCUUCAAACCCAAGAAACUGACACUGAAGGGUUAUAAGCAGUACUGGUGCACAUUCAAGGAUAUCACAAUUUCCUGUUACAAGAGUAAAGAGGAAUCACACGGGACGCCUGCUCUCCAAAUGAAUCUUAGAGGUUGUGAGGUAACUCCAGAUGUUAACAUCUCAGGUCAGAAAUUCAACAUCAAGCUGCUAAUCCCUGUGGCUGAUGGCAUGAAUGAGAUCUGGCUUCGGUGUGACAUGGAGAAGCAGUACGCCCACUGGAUGGCUGCCUGUCGCUUGGCCUCCAAAGGGAAGACCAUGGCUGACAGCUCUUACAACCUGGAGGUCCAGAACAUCCUGUCCUUCCUUAAGAUGCAACACAUGAACCCUGACCCUCAAUUCAUUGAGCCCAUCACAACUGACAUCAACCCGGAGUGCUUGGUGUCCCCGCGCUAUCUGAAGAAGUACAAGAACAAGCAGAUUUCAGCCCGGAUCCUUGAAGCCCACCAGAAUGUGGCCCAGAUGAGUCUCAUCGAGGCAAAGAUGCGCUUCAUCCAGGCGUGGCAGUCCCUGCCUGAGUUUGGAAUCACUCAUUUCCUUGCCAAGUUUCAGGGUGUAAAGCGGGAAGAGUUGAUGGGCAUCACUUACAACCGUUUGAUCAGGAUGGACGCUGGCACUGGAGAUGCCAUCAAGACCUGGCGCUUCAGCAACAUGAAACAGUGGAACGUCAACUGGGAGAUCAAGAUGGUGACGGUGGAAUUCGCAGACGAGCCCACUCUGUCUUUCGUCUGUGCCGAGGUGGACUGUAAGGUGGUCCACGAGUUCAUCGGCGGAUACAUCUUCCUGUCCACACGUGCCAAGGACCAGAACGAGUCUCUAGACGAGGAGAUGUUCUAUAAGCUGACUAGCGGCUGGGUCUGAGCUGCACUAAAGCAACAACCAGGGCUAACGCUGAUCCGUCGAGGCCCGGGAAUAGCGUCUGGGUGGGACGGGUUUAUGGGGGUUUAUGUUAUUCUAUUAUCUCUCAGUGUUUUUAUUGUUUGGAGCUGUGAGCCCAGAACAGCACUACUAUUGCCAUGGCUGACACAGUUUUAAUCAUCAUAGUGUUUUUAUUUUCAUUGAUGCUGACAAAUCAUUUGUUACAACACUAAAAUUGUGGCGAUGACAGUCCAGAUGAAGAUUGGAUCUUAAACUCUUGUGGGUGAACAGAAGCGUUACAAAAAGCCUGAACAGGGGGGACGUUUUUUUUUUCUGUUUUCCUACGCCCACCUGCGUCCUAUCAUCCUGGACUGACAGCCAUCAACGUAACAUCCCCGACAACCUUUUAAAACCAAUCGAACACCUCGUUUAAUCCCAAAGAUUCUCUUUUCUUCCUCUCUUUGUCAUUUUCCCUUCUUCUAAAACUUAAAAACUGACUCUAAUCUUAUUAUUUAUCCUAGAAAGCGUUUCAUCUAAGAGUUGAAUUGAAAGGGUGUAAACAGCAGUGUCCACUGAUUACAGCUCUACAUGUCCAUUCUAUCCGCUCCAUGAAGGGUUAAAUCUCUUUGAAGUCACAUGUAAGCACUUCUACACGAUAUAGUCCUCUCUUUGAAUAAGCUGUUGUUGUUGUUUUUCUUCUGCUUCUGAUGUCUGUUGUCUUUGUUUUGGAGCUCUCUGUAUUUAAAUGUAUUAGCUAACAGGUGCGACAUGAGAGCCUGAGUUUUUUUCUUUGUAACAGACUGCAUACCGCAAACACUUCAUGGAAACACUCUACAGCUCAGUGCACGGGGAUGAGAGACCUGUGGGUUUGAAAACUUGAUCCAACUGAUAAAAAUAUCCUCACAGCAAAAAAUACGGUCAUCUUUCUCAUCUUAUAAAGAUCUCUACUGGGGUGGAUUCAAAUGUCAGUAAAUAUACAAGAUUAUGUGUAUUUGAAAUGAACCAUUUUUUAAAUAACGUUUGAAUACUUCACACGAAGCCACAUGACAUUUUCUUUUCCGUAUCUUAAAGCUGAAGAAAAGGCGUCUGAAGCUUCUGACCUGGAAGUGGGCAUUCAGAAGUGCCACAGUGCGUUCACAUUUACCCCAACAUGUCUGUUAAUGGCUGCUAACGUCUUAGAAAAUCUCCACAGCAUGUUUGAAACUCCAUCCAGAGAUUUGACACCCCUGACAUCUCAUUGCAUGUACACGAACACUACAGGAGGGAUUGUUACUCCCUUUUUCCGUCUUCACCUAACUUUCCAUUCUGUUCCUCACACCGUAUAGUAUUAUAAUUAUUAUCACUUUUAUCAUUACACACCAGCAAAAAAGGUCACCAAGUUUGAAGAAUGAAUAUGCAAGUUUUUUUUGUCUGUCCUCAGUAUGAAGGAUCAGUAAAUGAAGUAUUAUUUUUUGUAACUAAUGUAAAAACACAAACGUUUUAUAGAAUUGUACAGUUUUUGUCUCUGCUUUACGUGGGGGGGUAGGUGGGCGGACAAGGGAGGGUUGGAAGUUUUCCUUACAGAUGAAAGGGGGGGGGGGAGCCAUCUGUCAACAUGUGUAGUAUUCAGAUUUGUGCUUGCUUAUGUUGUGGUCUUACUGAGUUUUCAGAUGAAGAUAUAUAUGAAUAUAUAUGAAGAUAACACUAGUCUCAAACUCCAGGUUUGAUAUAGAUUAAGAUAUUUGUGGAGAACAUCUAUUUUUUUUUAAGUACAGACAUGUAUUUUCAAUGUGCUCGUCUUUCUGGCAUUUCUACUUCAUUUUAUUGUUUUUCUUCUCUCUGUUCUACCGCUUGAAGAUUACAAUUGUCCAUUUGUGCCACUGCUUUGUGCUUUUAACUCAAUCUUUAGACUGACAGCGAUACUCAGUGCGCUACUCAAGAGCAAAUUUAAUUUGCUCCUUGCCUGGCGAAAUACUUCACUUAUUUGUCUGGUUUUGUCAUAAUCAAAGUGUGCCAUUUGAUGUUGUCUAUAUAAGGGGGGCCACCAUUUUUAGACCCUGGAGUUUGAGACGAACCACAAAAGUGAACUAAGAUGAGAAAAAAACAAGCCGAGUCUUUUUUUAUUUUCUCUGUUUUUGUUUGCCUUCGGUGUCAGGAGCAGCAGUGCAUGUCCUGCUGCUCUGUUUUCUGUCUGUAAAAAAUGCAUUUAUUUUAAAAAUAAAGACAUUUUUAUUUA
Notolabrus celidotus (New Zealand spotty) is the source of this 4586-nucleotide messenger RNA. It is a transcript of the gene fermt2, whose product is annotated as fermitin family member 2. The record is from RefSeq and is a predicted model, not a curated record. NCBI's taxonomy places the organism in Eukaryota, Metazoa, Chordata, Actinopteri, Labriformes, Labridae. Gene Ontology annotation, cellular component: focal adhesion; extrinsic component of cytoplasmic side of plasma membrane. Gene Ontology annotation, biological process: integrin-mediated signaling pathway; cell-matrix adhesion. Gene Ontology annotation, molecular function: integrin binding. The coding region runs from base 341 to 2374 and encodes 677 amino acids. The transcript has 15 exons.